Cylicostephanus goldi is the source of this 315-nucleotide messenger RNA. The record is from the annotation of a GenBank genome assembly. Lineage: Eukaryota; Metazoa; Nematoda; Chromadorea; Rhabditida; Strongylidae.
AUGACAAACGGCCCUGUUGCAGCUGUCUUUGUUGUAUACUAUGACUUAAUGGAGUACGAAAAAGGAAUUUAUGAGGUGGUUUAUCGUAUUAAGAUAGUAGUCCAAUCAAAACCACAUAAAACUGGCUUUGAAGUUGGUGGACACGUCGUUAAAAUUAUUGGGUGGGGAACAGAUGAAAAAGAUAAAGCGCCGUACUGGUUAGUCGUUAACUCUUGGAACGAUGUGUGGGGUGAAAAAGGUUUGUUCCGCAUAAUUCGUGGGUACAAUCACUGUGAAAUUGAGAGUGGAAUUGCUGCGAUCACAAUGGAUGUUUAG